Molecule: messenger RNA, 1773 nt
Organism: Echinococcus granulosus
Lineage: Eukaryota; Metazoa; Platyhelminthes; Cestoda; Cyclophyllidea; Taeniidae
Product: putative serine/threonine-protein kinase GCN2
Exons: 13
Coding region: 1-1773 (590 amino acids)
Biological process (GO): protein phosphorylation
Molecular function (GO): protein kinase activity; ATP binding
Source: RefSeq, a predicted model, not a curated record
AUGGUUAGGGCCUGGUCGUUGAUUGGCUUUUUUAGUUCUUUGCGUAAUUUUCUCGAAAUUUCAUUCGCCAUGACGUCGGUUUUGCCCCUAUUGCGUGUGAGAAUGAAAUCUAACUCCCCUAAGGAAUCGAAGAAGGAUCGGGAUAGGUCCCUUAGUCUUGUUCCGGUGCAAGGAAUGAAGGAUCUCUCCCUGGAUGACAUUAAGGUUACCGUUCGUGGAAUACCCAUUGGGCAUGAGCAUUGGCCAGAUCUACUGCACUAUGUGUGCAGUUUUAACGCGCUGGAUGAAGUUUUGGAUGACGGUCACAAGUCAGUUGGUCAUUACCUUCGUCAAAAUAUACCCUUUUACUAUCGGAUGAACCGCAACGAAGAGUUUGACAAUUUUUUGUUUAUUGGUGGCGGUGCCUUCUCGAGGGCCGUACAUCGUCUCGAUGGAAAGACGUAUGCUCUGAAGGUUAUUCGUGACAUUUCAUCACCAAAAUCACUGAAACAUGCGAAAAUUGAGGUUGACGUUUUGGCCCAACUCGAUCAUCCCAACAUUGUUCGAUACUUCAGUUGUUGGGUUGAACCCCAACGAAUCGCUAACCUCGCGUUUCAACCUUUGGAUUCAAGCGACCCAGCGGAAUCAAACAGGUCCUCCUCUGCAGCCAACUUCUCCUGGGUCUCAAAUGUCAGUGCCGGUGAUGCCAACUGCCGUCUGCUCCGUCUGGUCGACGAUGAAGACGAUAGCGGAAGCGUCGGCCCACGCGAUAGUUGCGCCCUCGCCAUCCCUGAGAAUCAGAUAGCCCAAUUCUCGGUCAGUGAGCUGAAUGCGCGUCCAGUGACACUGGUUAUCCAAAUGGAGUUGUGUGGAUCCACGCUGAUCGAUUGGAUGCAAUCGAGGAGCAAAUCUCUUGCCUCCUCAACAGCGUCCGAUUGUGCAAGGCCGUCGUCACUUGACCAAUCCUAUCGCGCCGAGGUUCGGUGGAUCUUCGAUCAAAUAGUGAAGGGCAUCCACUAUAUGCACCAGAAAGGCGUUCUUCACCGAGACAUUAAGCCGGCCAAUGUUUUUAUCCAGGGUCCACCACUGGCAGUCGUCACUGGCACUAUGUGUUCUGCUGUGGGCGAGUUGGCUUGCACAAGUGCCCAGUGCUUCCAUCGGUGCCGUGUUAAGAUCGGUGAUUUCGGACUCUCCACCUUCCUGGAACGAUCCACCGAGUCACAAACUCGGCCAGUUAUUGAGGAAGUGCCCGAAAAGUGUGAAUCAGGUCCCUCAACUGCACUUCAGACGAUUCCUUCAUGUCACCCUCGCCUUCUCACGGGGAACUUGGGCACGCUGUUUUACACUGCACCCGAGGUGCUGAAAAGCAAUUCCAAGGGACGCUCCCUCUACAACCAAAAGGCGGAUAUGUAUAGCUUAGGAAUUGUAUUCUUCCAAAUGCUCUACCCAUGCAAAACGGAGACAGAGAUGGCCCGCCAGAUCGACCACUUUCAUGCAAACCCAGAGGCGGAGGACGCUCUCCCAAAGUGCUUAACUGAGUGUUGGCCGUUGGAAGCGAAUCUACUCCGGAGAAUGCUGAGUCCCAAACCCUCCGAUCGACCAGAAGCAAUGGAGAUUCUAUCGGAGUUGGCAUCUACAUCCCAGGUUAUCGACGGCACCGGACUGAAAGACCACCAGUCUUUAAGAGGUGAACUUAGCCUAAUAAACGAACUCCGGACAAAGAACGAAGAGCUAGAAAAGGAGAAUGCGGAGCUGAAACGGAGACUUGGAUUUUUGGCAGAGCCAAAGGAGUAG